AUGACACCAGGGUCAAAUCACAUAAUCUCCAGGAAAGGGCUUGAGAAGAAUUUCUACAUACCACACAAACAACAGACAUCCAGAUCUUUUUCAGGGUCAAAGACAACGAAUCAGAGACACACGAAAACACCCUUCCUCAGGAGCUGUCUAAAGUUUUGCUUCAAGGAUCGGGCGAGGAUGGAGCAAAGGGAACCAUCAGUAGAUUCACAUGCUGAAGGAAGACUCAGGCAACUGGCUUCAAAGUGGUUCAUCGAAACUCAAGUGCCACUUGUUGUUCAAAACGGCUUCUUCCCCACCUGGUUCCUGGGCUUCAUCUCCAGAAAGAAUGCUGAAGAAAUACUCAGAGAAAAGGAGCAAGGCUGUUUCCUGAUCCGUCUCAGUGAUAAGGCCAUCGGGUACAUACUGUCUUAUAGAGGCAGGGAUCGCUGUCGACACUUUGUGAUAAGCCAAAAUGAAUCGAGGCAGUUUGUAGUCUCUGGAGACACUGAGGGACAUAACUCUGUCUGUAAUCUGAUAGAAUACUACAAGACGAGUCCCAUUGAGCCUUUUGGAGAGUAUCUGACCUCUUCAUGUUUUGAGGAGCUGAAUGAAGAGCUAUAUGAUAUCAUCCAGAUUAGCCCUAAAGAAAAGCCUGUGGCCACCGUGAGAGCUGUGAACAACGUGCAAAAACAACUAACUAGUUCGGCCUCAGAGCAGCAACCGACACGGCCACCAAAAAGCAAUAGGACACUACAGGAAGUACCACCUUUGCCAAGGAGAAGCAGGCAUCUUGAGAGUGGCCCGCUGAACGACCAUGACAAGAUUUUGUAUGCCCAGUUGUGGAAGCAACCCCCCAGGGAGAUACCUAGAGCCCAACACAUCUGCAAGGACAAUUUAGCUGGAAGGUCCACAAAACAGGAUCAGAACAUCAACAGGUGUAGUCCUCCAUCUAGACCAGCAGUCUCUGUGUACUCUGAGCUCGGCCCGCUGGACUGCAAGAGCAGGUCUUUACCACUCCUGGACCACAGCCCUGAUGAAGAACAUUCAUAUAGGCUGAGGGCUCCCCCCAACACACCACCAAGACUUUCCCCAAAACCCAAUAGACAAGCCCAAAGCUAUGGCCCAGUGGCAGAAGGGACAGACUUUUGCACCCACAGCCUGGACUACCUGAGUGAGAGUGCUGUCUACCACCUGGCUGGCAGGCCACACACUACAUCCACUGGGACCCCAUCUUUCACAUCAGAGCUGCACAGUGAUUCAGUGUACGCCGAGGUCCCCACUGAAGCCCUCGUUGGACGCUUUCCUCAUGACAACACAUAUGAGCUGAUUCCUGACCACGGUGACACAGCCGACACUUACGAGCCUCUGGAGGACAUCAAACCCAAACAUCACCAGUCAUUCUGGGGAUUAAAGAAUGACAAGUGGAAAUGGCUCUUUCCUGAAGCCAAGAAGAAAUGAUGAAGAGGUUACUGUGACUACUGAAGGAAAUGUUUACGUUUUUUACGACACUACCACUGUCUACUAUACGCCAUAACGGCUUUUUUAUAUAUAUAUA
Messenger RNA from Scomber scombrus (Atlantic mackerel), 1534 nucleotides. RefSeq names its product SH2 domain-containing protein 7-like. The coding region runs from base 1 to 1437 and encodes 478 amino acids. Gene Ontology annotation, cellular component: cytoplasm. NCBI's taxonomy places the organism in Eukaryota, Metazoa, Chordata, Actinopteri, Scombriformes, Scombridae. The transcript is spliced from 8 exons. The record is from RefSeq and is a predicted model, not a curated record.